Molecule: messenger RNA, 936 nt
Organism: Eubalaena glacialis (North Atlantic right whale)
Lineage: Eukaryota; Metazoa; Chordata; Mammalia; Artiodactyla; Balaenidae
Product: olfactory receptor 8B12-like
Biological process (GO): sensory perception of smell; G protein-coupled receptor signaling pathway
Cellular component (GO): membrane
Molecular function (GO): odorant binding; G protein-coupled receptor activity; olfactory receptor activity
Source: RefSeq, a predicted model, not a curated record
AUGGCUGCAGAUAACAUAUCCCCUGUGACAGAGUUUAUCCUCGCAGGCUUAACAGACCAGCCAGAACUCCAGAUCCCCCUCUUCUUCCUGUUUCUAAGUUUCUACAUGGUCACUGUGGUGGGGAACCUGGGGUUGAUAACCUUGAUUAGACUGAAUUCUCACCUUCAUAUUCCCAUGUACUUUUCCCUCUUCAAUUUGUCCUUCAUGGAUUUUAGUUACUCCACUACCCUCACUCCUAAAAUGCUGAUGGGUUUUGUCUCAAAGAAGAACAUCUUCUCCUAUGGGUGUAUGACUCAGUUUUUUUUCUUCUGUUUCUUUGUAUUUUCUGGAUCCUACAUCCUGUCAGCGAUGGCAUAUGACCGCUAUGUCGCCUUCUGUAAACCACUGGUGUACAUGGUCACCAUGUCUCCUCAGGUUUAUUUCUUUUGUGGGGGGGGGGAGGUCUGUGGGAUGGGAGUGUUUGGGGCUGUGGCCCAUAUAGGAAACAUAAUGUUUAUGACCUUCUGUGCUGACAACCUUGUCAAUCACUUUAUGUGUGACAUCAUUCCCCUCCUUGAGCUCUCCUGCAACAGCUCUUACAUAAAUUUACUGGUGGUCUUUAUUGUUGUGACCAUUGGCAUUGGGGUGCCCAUUGUUGCCAUUUUUAUCUCUUACGGUUUUAUUCUUUCUAGGAUUCUCCAUAUUAACUCUACGGAGGGUCGAUCCAAAGCCUUUAGUACCUGCAGUUCCCAUAUAAUUGUGGUUUCUCUUUUCUUUGGGUUAGGAGCUUUUAUGUACCUCAAACCACCUUCUAUUUUACCCCUUGGCCAUGGGAAAGUGUCCUCCGUAUUCUUUACUGCUGUUGUGCCCCUGUUCAACCCAUUAAUCUAUAGCCUGAGGGAUAAGGAUGUCAAAGUUGCCCUGAAGAAAACCUUGAGCAGAAAAAUCUUCUCUUGA